Messenger RNA from Colletes gigas, 5797 nucleotides. RefSeq names its product C2 domain-containing protein 3. The record is from RefSeq and is a predicted model, not a curated record. NCBI's taxonomy places the organism in Eukaryota, Metazoa, Arthropoda, Insecta, Hymenoptera, Colletidae. Gene Ontology annotation, cellular component: centriole; centriolar satellite. Gene Ontology annotation, biological process: cilium assembly; centriole elongation. The transcript is spliced from 12 exons. Bases 265 to 5256 code for a protein of 1663 amino acids.
UGGCCACACUGCUUGUGAAUCGAAAUUAGAUCGAAGAUAACGAACUAUACAUCAAUUUUAUAAUUAAGUGGUUAAAAAAUAAAAAGACAAAAUAAAACUUUCGGUAUAAACCAUUGUUGCUUUAAUUUAUGGUGCGUUUAUGGUGUGAAAUUUUAAUUAAUAAUCGUUAGCGUCAAACCAGCGUACUUGAAAAUGUUAACCUAAAUCGAUGACAGAUAUAAAUGAACGUAAAAGUUUAAUAAUGCGUUCAAUUACGAAAAAUAAAUGGAUACGAGGAUGAAAUCUUAUAAAUCACUGCCGCCGUUAGUUGAGGGCAAAAUUCAUGGUUAUUUAAAGCUUGUCAUAGAUGAGGUGAUUUGGUCAGAAAGAAAUCUAGGAGAAAUUAAAAUACUUGCAUCUUGGUGGGGUGAGAUUGAUAGUGCUCAAUUUAGACCAAUAGACAUUACAAAAAAUAUUACAAGAUCGGAGCAGGAAACGACUAAAAUUUAUGUUAUUCGUACAAAUAUAAAUCUCUUUGAAGAAUAUGUUAAAAAUUGUGAAUGUUUAGAAUUAGUGAUUGUUUCUGAAGAAACUAAUAUAAUUAUAGGUGUAUCUAAAAUCACAGAGUUAUUAGAAAUCUUUACAUUGAAACCAUGCUUUAAAUAUGUUCCAAUGAUAAAUGAUUCGGGAAAUAAAAUAGGAGAAUUACAUGUUUCUAUGAAGUUGGAGCAUGUUAUAAAAUCUCCAAAUAUGCAAUUAAAGCCACAUAAGUACGAAAACAAGCAAGGUAUUGAUAGUAUCGUGCUUUCGGCUGUCAAUAGCUUUGAAUGCCCAAAAGAUAUAAUAGAUGAUACAUACAAUGCGUGUAGAAAAUUAAAACCCAAAGAAAGUGAAAUUUAUAAAUCUAUUUUGAAGUCAAGAAGAAUGGAAUAUCAAGAACCUUUGAAGAAAUGUAAUAAUGAACUGACGGACAAACUUGUCGCGCAAGUUGUUGCAAGAGCACAAAAACUCAGAGGAGAUAUAUUGAGGGAAACACAUAAUGAAGAUGUUCUAACUUCUAGUGAUAAUUCGUUAAGCGACACUUUGCAAUUUCAUAUUGCUAAUGAAGAUGAAAUAAAAUUAUGCAAAUACUUUUUGGGUAAAGAUAUAAAUCAUUGCGACGAGCAGAAAGCAUUAUGUACUUCAAGAUCAACAUCUCCAACUCCAAGUUUGAUGCAUAUUGCAUCUAAUAUUAUUAAAGGCUGUAGAAACGAUAAUGAGAAGAUUAGACCAAGUAGUACAUCUUUUAUACAAGAAAAUUCUUCAAUGGAAGAAAUAUUAUCAGAAGAAAAACUUGAUAACAGAUCAAAAGAAACUCUACUGUUGAAUCAUGUAGAUUGUAUUAGAAUUUUUGUGGAAUCAUUUACUUUAAGUCCUGCUGGUUAUAGACGUGUUAAAUCUUCGUCUUUAUCACAUAAUGAUAAUACUUUCUUGUCUGCAACAUAUUUUGUUCAGUACGAUAUGACAUUUGAUUAUAGUAAAGAAAUAGGAAAAAAGUCAGUGAAAAAAAACAAACCCAUAAGAAUAUGUUCUAAGACAGAAACAAACCAAGUAAUUUAUUUUAAUCACGGUGGUAUAUAUGGAAUAUCGAAACUGAAACCAAACACAGAAUAUUUUAUAAAAUAUAAAAUAUUCAUUCGGCAUUUUAAUAAGAAAUCGUUAACCGAACUAGGCACUGGUACUAUGCACAUAAACGAUAUCAUAAAAAGUGAAAAUUGGAAUAUCGCACAACGUUUAACUAUUCUCAAUAAAGGAAUAAAAGUUGGCGAGUUAAGUGUAAUUGCAGAAUUAGGUUCAGAUUCUAUACACUUUGGGAAGCAGUAUAUUGAUGGUAUAAUGUCUUCCAAAGAAAAUAUUCCUAUUCUGGAGACACAACGACUGUUAAACCAAGAGAGAAGUAAUAAAAGAAGUAAAAGUGCAACAGAAGCUCAAUCAAAAACAAGUAGCCAAGUGUCGUCGCUUUCUGCAAAAGAAAUUGACUUUAUAACUACUGACAGUCACUUACCUGCUGCAAAAGAUAUAUCGUGGCACAAAAUAAAAAAUAUGGACAGUAAGAGAGUCGAUGUAAAAGAUCAGGAAAAUAAUAUUAAGGAUAUGGUUUUACUUCAGGGUUUGAUACAUAUAGCCGAAGGAAAAGAAUUACCAGAAUUAAAUACGUAUUUAAUAUGUAGAGCAUUUUGGAAGGAAGAUAAAAGUAGAAGUCAAAUCUGCAAUAACACAAAAAAUCCGUUUUAUCGAUUCUGUCAAUUAGUUCCUCUUAUUCAUGACAGUGAUUUACUUGAUCGUAUUAAAGACAAUUACAUAAUCAUUGAAGUUUACUGUAGAAAUAAUAAUAUAGAUAACCUAUUAGGAUUAACAAAAUUGUAUGUACACCAAUUAUAUAUUGCGUAUAGGGAUCCGCGUGUAAUACCACAUUUGUUACUGUCUAAGUAUCCUGUUGUCAGUGUAGAUGGAUGGGUACCAGUUGUUGAUCCUAUAACUGGUAAUUCUUGUGGCCAAUUACUUGCACUAGUAGCUCUUGGAACUGCAGAACAAAUCGCAUUGUUAGAAAUCUCAAGAGGUUUAAGAAAUAUCAGUACACCUUCGCAAACAAUAAGUUGUUCAGAACAUUUUUCUGGGUGUAUAGAACACCCACAAAAUACACAACAGUCCGUAAAAUGCAGCACAUACGAAUUGCAAUCAAAUAUGGAAUCAUUUUCACAAGAUAAUGCUCAAUUUUAUAUUACUGAUACAGCUGAACGAGAAAUGCGCUUUGUAAAUUCAAAAACGCAAGAGUGCCAGACAGACAUCUCAACUGUUGACGAAUUCAAAUUUAAUAAAGAAUCGCAGGAAGAGAGUUCAAAUUCAGAACAUUCAGUUUUACAUACUUUGGUUGGUCGUUUAACGCAAGUUUUAAAUGUCAACAAAGUAAACGUAGAUCAAAUGGCAAAAACUGAAAUAAGUUCAGAAGAGAGGAAACAAGUAGAUGUAGAAGAACAAAUGUGUAUAAAUGAACUGAACUUUAACAAUAGCUCGGACGAUAGCGACAGUAGUAGCGUUAGAAACAAUUUUCAUUUACCCACGGAAACAUAUAGAAGCGUUGGCGUCGGUGCUGAAUAUGACGAAGGAAUAAAUCAACAAUCAAACACUGGUUACGAUAAUACAGUAUUUGAUUUGCCAACUGUAAUUCACACGGAAAAAGAGUCAACUGAUUCCGCGUGUAACGAAACAAUGUUUCGGGCUGUUGUAGAAAUUGAAUGUGCAAUGCAUUUACCAAAAAUUGAGAAAGCUAAUGAAACCAUUGAGCCUAGUACAUAUGUAUCUUUUCAGGCCAAUAAAUGUGAUCCUUCAAAACAUUUAAAUUCGUACAUGAUUACCAAUGUUUUCCCAAAUAGUUGCAAUCCUAAAUGGAACUGGAAAUAUGAUGCAAAACUGCCAACAGAAUUACUUUUACACGAUGAAAAGAGAUUGAUUUUAAAAAUUUGGCGUAUAUUCGAUAUAAAUACCAGUACACAAAUAAACUUAGAGAAAGAUAUUGUUAUUGGAUUUUCUGCUAUUGAUCUUUCUGUCUUAAUUAAUGGUUUUCCUAUACUAUCUGGGUGGUUCCAUAUAAUGGACUUCACUGGAAAGUGCAAUGGACAGAUUAAAGUAUGUAUAACACCACUGGAUAAUUUAUCAUUGUUUGGAAAACCAGCAUCAUCGUUGAGUACAACGCGAAUACCACCAUGUAACGCAUCGCAGUUAAAUUGGUUUCCAUCAUAUGUUUAUGAGAUGCACUCUGACGAUAUAGAAAAAACUAAUGUCAAUUAUACUUUAUCAACUCCUACUCAAGAAGAAGAUAAAUCAGUGCAUAGUGAAAAUCAGUUUACUGAUUCUGUGACUCACGUUGGUUUUGAAGAUAUGUCUAUGUCAUUCUUAUCCUUAUCCUUGAAGAAAAAAUUAACCGAACUAGAUGAAAUUACGAAACGUCUAGAAUCGCGAUUACGCGAUGUCACAAAUACAGCUUUCGAAGAUGACUUUGAAAAUGAGUUUGAUUUAAAUGAGCCAAAUAGUGAUAAUGAAAUGUGUCAAGUACUUAGGUCAGAUAAGAAAUUAUUACAUAACCCAGAUAUUAUAGGAAAUGAAAAUGAAAUUGUUGCAAGUGGAAACGAAACACGGGAUCGUUCACCUGAACCCUACAUUAGUCAUAACACGGCUAUUAAUUAUGAGCAAAUUAAACCCGAUGCCUUUAAAAUGUCCAGCUCUUAUACUAAACAAAACUUAUCAAACGAUAAUUAUCAAAUACCACAUCGAAAUGAACAUUUAUUACAAAACAUUAAGACAUUAGGCAGUAGUUUUGCCGAUUAUCCAGAACGAGGAACAAAAACUCAUAUAAAUUAUUUACUUGAUAAAUUGUCAUUACAAUUUUCUCCGCAAUCUGGUUCGACUACAACUAUACCAAUAAGGACAAAUAAUAUUGGUGUAUUAACAAAUUUAUCACAAAACAAUGAUCUACAAAGUAAUAAUAAAUAUAGUCAAGAACUCAAAGUAUCUACUGUCCCCACACAAACGGAUAAUGUAGAUGAUGAUGAUCCGUGCGUAAAUAGAAAUUUGCCCGACGUAUCUGCACAAUUGCAAGUUACUAAUAAAAUGUCCACAGUAAUCCGUGAAGAACUAGUUGCCGAGGAAAAUAAUGAUAUAUCAAAAUGUGACGAAUUAACAACUUAUCUGGUAGCAUCGAACAUUCGUCAUAUGGAUUUAAACAACAUUUUUAGUCCACUUUUAUAUCAGCAUUUAGUACCAGAUCUACAUUAUUCAAAUACAUCACCAGAGGAAGAAGCAAUCGAACAAUUAGAUAAUCGUUACACUAAAGCUUUUAGUACAUCAAUAGGUAAUAGACUCAAUAAGGUACAGAACUUAAUGGAAAUUGAUGCCAGAUCUCCAGAAAAUGUUGAACAGUUUAGAAUGACACCAUCUGGGCUGUCAGAAAAUAUUGACGAUAAUAUUGAUUUAACUGUUUUACAUAAAUCUAGUUACAAUGAUUUAUUAUCAAGUAAUAGUACAGAAUCAACUGCAACUAUAUCGCUUGGGAAGAGUUCUAUGAAACCGAUCGAUACAGACAUAACUGAAAAUAGCUAUUCCACUUCCUCUGAAACAUCUGUUCUUGUAUUAUCGAGACAAGCCCCUGAUGGUGGUAACCCAAUAGAAGAUAUCACAAAACCGCCAACUGCACAGCAAAAUGAUGAAGCACAAAAUUCAUCAUCAAGUAGUUCUAACUGAUAUGCAAUGAUAUUAUUAAAUCAAUAAUUAAUAUUACGUAAUAUACUCAUAACCAUAUUACUUAACUAUAAUAGCAAUGGUUUUCUGAUUACGCGCAGUAUGUAUAAAAACACAAUCCUGUGAAUUUUUGACUAUAUUUCUUUAAGCAGACAUAAGUACAAGUGAAUUGUUUCUUGAAUUUUACCUAAAUUAUCAUUUUAUACUAGACAUAUGAUUUACAAUCGAACCAGUUAAUAUUUUAUACCAUUUAUCGAUACUUUUUAUUUACGUCAUACAAAAUACACGCGCGCGCAUAUUAAUAUAAAGGUAAUACCUUAAUGUCAAUUGGUAGUAUGCGUUUUGUGUGGACUGAUUACCAUGUAUACGUAAUAAUAAUAUCAGUGCAGAAGUAUAUAUUAAAUAGAAUUUACUACUGAUAUUAAACUUAAGCAAUUAUAUUAUUUAACGUAUUUGUUACACACAUACAUACACCCAUACAUACGCGCGCGCGCGCACACACAUAAUCUCACUAUUUUUUAUAUAAUGUUUGUAUAUAUCAUAU